Erythranthe guttata (spotted monkey flower) is the source of this 803-nucleotide messenger RNA. RefSeq names its product Gibberellin-regulated family protein. NCBI's taxonomy places the organism in Eukaryota, Viridiplantae, Streptophyta, Magnoliopsida, Lamiales, Phrymaceae. The record is from RefSeq and is a predicted model, not a curated record.
CAGAGAAGACCCAUACUAAGACACAAUCACUCCCCAUUGGUCCACUUGAAGCUGGCAAAUUAUUUGAUAUUUCAAGACUUUGGAAACUGCAAACUCUCUCUUUAUAUAUAUUACACUUGUAUCUAUCUCUCUCUAAGUAACUUCACUUGCAAAUUUUCUGUCUUAGAAAAAAAAUAUGGCUUCAAAAGCUUUGCUCAUUGUUCUAGCAUGUUUUCUCCUAAUCAACACCAAUGUUUCAUCACAUAGGGAAGAAGAGAUCCUUAGUGAAUUCUACCCCGGAAAGCCAGUUUUUCCACCGCCGCCGCCUCCGAUAGUGCAACCACCAACACCGCCUCCGAUAGUCAAAGCACCACCACCAACACCGCCUCCUGCUAUCAAGAUACCACCAACACCAACACCAACACCAACACCAACACCGCCUCCGGCGAUCAAGACACCACCUCCACCACAACCACCAGCCGUACGACCACCAAGAAAUAGACUAGAGUGCAUACCGCUAUGUGUGGUGAGGUGCAAAAACCACUCGAGGAAGAAUGUGUGCAUGAGAGUUUGCCUAACAUGCUGCGACAGAUGCAAAUGUGUUCCUCCGGGGCAAUAUGGUAAUAAAGAAAAAUGCGGCAAAUGCUACACCGGCAUGACCACCACCGGCGGCAAGCCCAAGUGCCCUUGAAAAUUGUUCUGUCAAUUAAUUCAUUUUCUCAUAAAUCAAUUGUUUUUUUGUUCUUUUAAUGUACUAGAGGGAAAAUGAAAGACAACAAAUAAGAUCAUUAAUAUAAUUAUGAGUAGAAAUUCCUAUAUUCUGC